AUGGCUGACGAACCACGCCGCUCCGGCCGAGCAACCAAAGGCCAGCACAAGAACCUCGAUAUCGACCCCCCGCAAAACAAACGAAAAAGCAAGGGCCAAGGGAAGGGUCAAAAACAAAGCUCGAACGAACCCACGCCGCCAGUGUUAAACGAAGAAGACGAAAUAAUCCGAUGUAUAUGUGGCGAAUACGAGGAGGAGGAAGACGUCGAACGCGAUAUGAUAUGCUGUGAUAAAUGUGCUGCCUGGCAACACAACGACUGUAUGGGACUUGUCUUCCCAAAGGGAGAAGAGCCAGCUGAAUAUUUUUGCGAGCGGUGCAAACCAGAGAAUCAUAGGGAGUUGUUGGACAAGAUAAGUAGGGGUGAGAAACCAUGGGAAGAAGCGGCAGCAAAAAGAGCACAAGAGGCGGAAGAGAGGAAAUCUCGCAAAAAGAAGGGUGGGAAACGAGGAAAGAAGGCUAGGCAAAGUGACGUCAAACCAGAGCAUAGCGAUACUCCAAUUAUGGCCAAGGGUGACAAACAGUCGCCCCCAAUGCAGCACAAUAUUGAAGUAGCUGUGCCUCUUCAUCAUGAGGACGUCGGUGCCCAUAAACGCAAACAUGAGGAACGAGAGGAGAGUAUUACGCAGGAAUCCGGUUCGAGACAGAAACUUCAAAAGCUGUCUACAAACCUCCCAGCAUCAUCCUCACCUGUUCAGAGUGGAAUGCAAAGUGCAAGGCAAAGUGCCACAAGCCCAAUGACUCCUAGCCAGGGCCCCAAUUUGAAAUCUCGGUCUGGGUCUACAGCUGGGACCGAUCACCUGAUUGUAGCCAGGAGAAGCGCCGCAACCGCUUUGUCCAAGCUGGUCACCGAGAUUGCCGGUACUGCAGUGGCUGCUGGGACCUUCACUAUCCCAUCUGACAGCACAAAAGAGGCUGUCGGUGAAAGGCUCGGAACAGAAAUAGAAGAUUGUAUGUACAGGAAUCUUUGUGGGUCAGCCGGGGAGCCUAAUGAUGCCUAUAAAAACCAACUGCGGACCAUCCUGUUCAAUGUAAGGAAAAAUCCUUCGUUACGUGAUAGUCUGCUUGUAGGCCGUACAACACCAGAUGCUAUAUCGACAAUGAGCACACAGAACAUGGCCAGCCAAGAACUGCGUGAAAAAGAUGAAGAGAUCAAGCGGGAGGCUGAGAGACAGCAUACUAUCAUCCAGGAGCAGGGGCCUCGUAUCAGACGGACCCAUAAAGGAGAAGAGCUGGUAGAGUCCGAUCCACAGACCAUUGGCACCGAAUCCGUCUUCUCUACCGCACCAGCUCGUCGGGACACUGCCACCGAAAGUGAGCUACCAUCCGCCAAGAGCCCGCGACAUGCCAGCCCAACUGCUGCCCAUGGUCAACCACAUGCAGAUCGGACUGCGCGCGAAACUUCUGAUACCAAUCGUCGAAACUCUUCCAAUUUCAAUAUUGAGAAUGUUUGGUCCAGCGUCCAUUCUCCUGGCGCCUCUCACUCGGAACAGCAAUUCGGCCCGGGAUCCUCAUUCAAUGAGCCUCCACACCCCAUGAACAAAGUCCAGGAGGACGCAGAGAUUGACAACUUAUUAAGGGACGAAGCUGAUUCCCCUCCUUACUCUCCCAAGGACAUUCAGGACGAUGGAGACAUUUGGCACGGUUCUGUGUCUAUGAGCUCUGUAGCAGAAUUUCGUACUGCCGGGAGGCAUGUCGGUGGCGCGGACCUCAGUGCAAAGAUUCCCUGGUCACAACUUGUCCCUCCAAGAAUUACAGUGGAUGGUCGCAUCGAUGUCCAAUUGGCAAGUAAUUACCUUUGCGGAUUAAGAUAUAGCCAUACUACGGAUAUUUCAGUGGUGGCCCUUGAGCAGCCCCAUGCAGCCGACGAUGCCGUACAGUUCAAUAGAUUGUUCAAUUAUUUCAUGGACCGCAAAAGGUACGGAGUGGUCGGAAAACAUCCUCUUCCUGCGGUCAAGGAUGCCUACCUAGUGCCCGUGGAGGCUGGUCACAGCAAGAAACCCGACUUUAUUGAACUACUCGAGAACAACCAAGUCCAAGACCCGACACCAACUCGCCUUCUCCUCUUUGUUCUUGUUGUCAAAACCAACUUCAACCAGUCUACACCCUCCCAUACAACCCCCCAGGCCCCUUCCAGAAGUGCUGCCAGUCCUUUGCAAGUGGAUAAUGAGUACAACCCAGUCGAUCCCGCAGGGCUAGGCCACGCUCAGGGGAACACCCUUGCCCAAGGUCCUAAUCCCCAACAAGGACAAUUCAACAACGGUUCCACCAACGCCCCGUCGCCUAAUCAAGCUCUCACUGGGCAGCAGGCAGCCAUUCACGUGCUUGGACCAUUAGCUGCGGCUCCCGCUAUCCAGGAGCUGUUGCAGAGAGCGCCUAAUGCGAGUGUCGAGCAGCUCAAUGUAAUAGCAGGCAUUUUGAGACAGAAUCCACAGGCCGCAAAUAACCUCCAACUGCUAAUGGGUGCGAUUUUACAAACAACAAAUGGCACACAGUCGAGUUAA
This is a messenger RNA of Trichophyton benhamiae CBS 112371, 2502 nucleotides long. Its product is annotated as PHD finger domain protein, putative. Gene Ontology annotation, molecular function: RNA polymerase II transcription regulatory region sequence-specific DNA binding. Lineage: Eukaryota; Fungi; Ascomycota; Eurotiomycetes; Onygenales; Arthrodermataceae. Gene Ontology annotation, cellular component: nucleus. The transcript has 3 exons. Gene Ontology annotation, biological process: transcription antitermination; transcription elongation by RNA polymerase I; DNA-templated transcription. The record is from RefSeq and is a predicted model, not a curated record. The coding region runs from base 1 to 2502 and encodes 833 amino acids.